CCCAGCGUGUUCGCCAUCACGCGGAUGAAGGUCUUCGUGGUUGUUUCCCUAAGCAUAACAUGGUGGUUUGCCUCCAUUCUCCCACACUACCGGCCCACGAUCCAGGCGAACUUGUCGGCUAGACUAGAUGAGGCGCUACAAAAUCUGCCGUCCAUCAAGGUUGACUGGGACACAGGCGGCAGCAACCCUCGCGACGCCUACAAUGCGUCAAAGGUGGCCUUGCUGAUAGAGCACAGGCCGCUGCCGCAUCUGGUGCCGCAAAUACUGCACAUGAUCUCUGUGGUCCCGCCCGACUGGCGCUUCCUCUUCAUCGGGUCCAACAAGAGUGUCUUGAGCGUCGGGAGGGCAUAUGCUACUAAACACCAGCAGGUGAUUGGCAAGCUGGACCUUAUGGUGCUUCCAGAGCCGUGGGAGAUCGACCAGAAGGAGAAGGUCUUCAGGCUCUUGACCGACCAGCGCUUCUACGACGAGUUCUUGCCUGGCGUCGAGUGGCUCUUGAAGUACGAAUCCGACAGUAUCAUGUGCGCCAACUCGGACACGAGUCUCAAUGACUGGUUGCACUGGAGUUGGGUAGGGGCGCCGAGCAGGACACUGGAUGACCGCUUCUCUGGCAACGGCGGCCUCUCCCUGCGCCGCGUGUCGACGAUUCGUCGCAUCUUGGGGUUCCAGAAGAGAUACAACGACACGGAAGCCGAAGACGAAUGGUUUGGCAAGCGCGUGUAUAUCCUGCCGGGGGCCAAGGUUGCGUCGGGCAGCGACGAGGCAUUUGCUGUCGAGGACGUGUACAUUGAUAAUGCGAUGGGCUACCAUGUCCGCAACGGCGGCAAGGAUCUGGCGGAUACCGUGUGGCAAGAACAGGAGCGGAGACAUAAGAUCUUCGACUACUGCCCCGAGCUGAGCAUGAUUAUGGACAUGAAGCUAGAGCAAGAGCGCUGCCCCGGAGACAAUCGCCAAGGU
This is a messenger RNA of Lasiosphaeria miniovina, 957 nucleotides long. RefSeq lists its product as uncharacterized. NCBI's taxonomy places the organism in Eukaryota, Fungi, Ascomycota, Sordariomycetes, Sordariales, Lasiosphaeriaceae. The record is from RefSeq and is a predicted model, not a curated record. The transcript is spliced from 3 exons. The annotation marks the transcript as partial.